Lichtheimia ornata is the source of this 3150-nucleotide messenger RNA. RefSeq lists its product as uncharacterized. Gene Ontology annotation, molecular function: translation elongation factor activity; ATP hydrolysis activity; ATP binding. Bases 1 to 3150 code for a protein of 1049 amino acids. The transcript has a single exon. NCBI's taxonomy places the organism in Eukaryota, Fungi, Mucoromycota, Mucoromycetes, Mucorales, Lichtheimiaceae. The record is from RefSeq and is a predicted model, not a curated record.
AUGCCAGCUGCCGCCGCUGCCGCAAACAACGUCAACAUUCAAGUCAAGAAGCUUGCUGCUCCCAGCGAAUCCGAGGCUGCUAAGGCCAAGGACCUCUUGAAGAAUCUCUCUGGUGCUUCCGAUGAGGCUCGUGAAGGUGCUGCUCAAGAGCUCGCUGCUUUCGUUAACGCCACUGGUGUUCAUGCUCUCAAGCAAUUCGGCAUUGUGGAUGCCAUUGCCAAGGAUCUUGGUAACAAGAAGAAUGCUGGUGCUCGUUUGUCUGCCAUUGCUGCCAUCAAGGCUUUGGCUGACAAGUCCGUUGAGGGUCAAGCUGAACCUUACAUUUUGCCCUUCCUCGCUACUCUUUUGGAGCUUCAAGCCGAGAAGCAAGCUGCCAUCAAGACCGGUGCUGCUGAAGCUGCCAAGGAUUUGGUUCUCAAGGUUGAAGCCAAUGCUACUGCUAUUGUUGUCCCCUACUUGUUGGGUGGUCUCGGCAACUCUUGCAAGUGGCAAACCAAGGCUCUUGCUUUGUCUUUGAUUGAUGAGCUCACCAAGGCCAAGGCUCAGCAAUUCUUCUACACCAUCCCUGAUGUGAUCCCUGUGGUCUCUGAUUGUAUGUGGGAUACCAAGACUGAUAUCAAGAAGGCUGCCACCACCACCAUGGGCAACAUUUGCGGUCUCGUUGAGAACAAGGAUAUCGAGCGUUUCAUUCCUGCUGUCAUUGCUUGUAUCAACAAGCCCGAGAACGUCCCUGAGACUAUUCACUUGUUGGGUGCCACCACUUUUGUCCAAGAAGUCGACUCGGCCACUCUUUCCAUCAUGGUUCCCUUGUUGAGCCGUGGUUUGGCUGAGCGUGCUACUCCCAUCAAGCGUAAGUCCGCUUUGAUCAUUGACAACAUGUGUAAGCUUGUCGAUGAUCCCGAAGUCGCUGCUCCUUUCCUUCCUCUCUUGUUGCCCGCUUUGGAGAAGAUUCAAGAUGUCGUUGCCGAUCCUGAAUGCCGUGGUGUCGUUCAAAAGGCUUUGGCUACUCUCAAGCGUGUUGGUACCGCCGACUAUGAAGUCUUGUCCAAGUCCAUGAAGGAAGAUAAGGUCAAUGCCGCUUUCAAGGAGCUCUUGCCUGCUGAUAUUGAUGCUGCUUAUGAGCCUCUUCUUAAGCACAUCUCUGAAGUUGCUCUUGCUCUUUGUGUUGCCAAGGAUUUCUUCAAGAACAACUGGAUCCAAUCCCUCUCCAGCUACAUCAAGGCUUUCGUCUCCGCUGCUGAUGCUGAGGUCCUUGUUGGCAAGGCUCUUGACAAGUGCGAGGAAGCUGUCACUCCCAAGGAUACCGAAGAGGAAGAUGAUGAGGGUGAAGAUCUUUGCAACUGUGAAUUCUCCCUUGCUUAUGGUGCCAAGAUCUUGCUUAACCGCACUGCUCUUCGUCUCAAGCGUGGUCGUCGUUAUGGUUUGUGUGGUCACAAUGGCUGUGGUAAAUCCACCCUUAUGCGUGCCAUUGCCAAUGAGCAAGUCGAAGGUUUCCCUCCCAAGUCCGAGCUUAAGACCGUUUACGUCGAACACGAUAUUGAUGGCUCUGAGGCUGAUACUCCUUUGGUUGAUUUCAUCAUUGCUUCCGAAGGUGUCGAGACCAAGGACAAGGAAAAGGUUGCCCAAAUCUUGCGUGACUAUGGCUUCUCUGAAGAAAUGGUCACCUCCCACACCAUUGGUUCUUUGUCUGGUGGCUGGAAGAUGAAGCUCGCUCUUGCUCGUGCCAUGUUGAUGAACGCUGACAUCUUGCUUUUGGACGAACCUACUAACCAUUUGGACGUUGUUAACGUUGCUUGGUUGGAGAACUACCUCCUUGGCUUGAAGACCGUCACUUCCAUCAUCGUUUCUCACGACUCUGGUUUCUUGGAUCACGUGUGCUCUGAUAUCAUUCACUACGAGAAGAACUACAAGCUCAAGCGUUAUAAGGGUAACCUUUCCGAAUUCGUCAAGAAGGUCCCUACCGCUGCUGCUUACUACUCUUUGGAGGCUGCCAACAUUGCAUUCAAGUUCCCUGAGCCUGGCUAUCUCGAAGGUAUCAAGACCAAGGAACGUGCCAUUCUCAAGAUGAAGAACGUUGAUUUCCAAUAUCCUGGUACUGCUCGCAAGCAACUCAAGAACAUCAGCAUGCAAUGCUCUCUUUCUUCUCGUGUUGCCGUCAUUGGUCCUAACGGUGCUGGCAAGUCCACUUUGAUCAAGCUUUUGACUGGUGAGAUGGAGGCUGAUAUCGGUACUGUUUGGAAGCACCCCAACUUGCGUAUUGCCUAUGUUGCUCAACACGCUUUCCACCACAUUGAGAAGCACUUGGACUCUACUCCUAACGAGUACAUUCAAUGGCGUUAUGCGACUGGUGAGGAUCGUGAAGAACUCGACAAGGUGGAUCGUCAAGUCACUGAAGAGGAGGAGAAGCAAAUGAGCCAAACCUUUGUCAUUGAUGGUGAGAAGCGUAUCGUUGAGGAAAUCGUGGGUCGUCGUAAGCUCAAGCAAUCUUACGAGUACGAGGUUUCUUGGGUUGGCCGUUCUUCUGUUGACAACACCUGGAUCUCUCGUCAACGUCUUGAACAAAUGGGUUUCGGCAAGAAGAUCGCUGAAUGUGAUGCUCAAGAAGCUGCCAAGUCGGGUCUCAACCGUCCUUUGACCUCCAAGGAAAUUGAAAAGCACUUGAACGAAGUUGGUUUGGAGCCUGAAUUCGCUACUCACUCUCGUAUCCGUGGUCUCUCUGGUGGUCAAAAGGUCAAGUUGGUUAUUGGUGCUGCCAUGUGGAAUCGUCCUCACAUGUUGGUUCUUGACGAACCUACCAACUACUUGGAUCGUGACUCUCUUGGUGCCUUGGCUGGUGCUAUCAAGGAAUACGGUGGUGGUGUCGUCAUCGUUACUCACAACCGUCAAUUCUCUGAAGCCCUUUGCGGUGAAGUCUGGAAGGUCGACAAUGGUGAGCUCGUUGCCUCUGGUCACAACUGGGUCUCUGGUAAUGGUACCACCGUCAUCAAGGAAGAGGAGCAAGAGGAUAUGGUUGAUGCUCAAGGUAACACCAUCAAGGCUGUCAAGAAGAAGGAGAAACUCUCUUCCCGUGAACUCCGUAAGAAGAAGAAGGAGCGUAUGGAACGUCGUAAGCGUGGUGAAGAGGUCUACUCUGAUGAAGACGAGUGGUAA